This is a messenger RNA of Rubroshorea leprosula, 319 nucleotides long. NCBI's taxonomy places the organism in Eukaryota, Viridiplantae, Streptophyta, Magnoliopsida, Malvales, Dipterocarpaceae. The record is from the annotation of a GenBank genome assembly.
AAUUUCUGGUAGAGCCCUGAGCCUCCCCCCUACAAUCCCGUCAGCCCCAAUGCUCGCCUGGUGCGGGUUCUGCUGGCUGAAAAAAAAGAAGGGAAUUCUAGUUUCUGAUCGUUCUGUCAGUUUAGCACUGAGAUCGAGUCUUCGGUUUUAUGCGAGUGAGGUAAGACGUGAAACCGAGGACGGGGAAAUCACGGGAAGUGAUGAGUUAGAAGGCUAGCCAUUUCGAGACUGAUAGAGAUUUUAGAAAUAAAUCAUGAUCUUGUAAACCAGAGUGUAUUUGGAGAGAUUUAUGAUAUCAGAGUAAAUUUUAAAAACUUGA